AGCAGUAGUGGAAAGUGCCAUGGCAGGGCGCAUCGCACCAGCGCUGCUUGUGGUCCUCCUGGACCUGCUGCUGGAUAAGUCAGCUGGGACAGAUGGGUCGAUGAUCAACUUGCAGUGGCAUGCUGAGCCAUACCACAGCCUUCUACAGCUCAGGAGGCUGCGAUUGCGAGGAGGGGAGGAGAUGAAGCUAUCCAAGAAGAUGGAAGUCUUGUGGGACAGGGCCAACACAGCUAGAAUGAUGCAGGAGAAAAUGCAUGAACACAGCGAUGUUGAUAACAAGGAUCUGAGCAGACUGGUAGAAGAGAUCAGAGAGCAACUCAACACUGAUUCCGCCUUACUGCGACAUGAAGUAUGUUACGCACUCGGGCAAACAAGAUCGGCAGAAGCAGUACCAAUCUUACGGGAAAUCCUUCAAGAUCGAUCCGAGGAAGCGAUAGUGAGGCAUGAAGCUGCUGAGAGUGAAUUUGUCUCAGUUGACCCCGCGCCAGCAUUUGGGAAAUCGGACAACAAGCCUGAGGGCCAAAAGAGCUGGAUCUCCCAAGUUUUUCUCGACCAGAAGCGGAGCUUGUUCGAUAGAUAUAGGGCCCUCUUCUCACUCCGAAACUUGGGUGGCCCGGAAUGUGUCAAAGGUGGUUUUGCCAUCUGCCUUCUGGGUCAAAAGAUACAUCGUGAUCUUUUGACAGUGAUCUGUGAGGGGGUGAAAGACCCAAACGCCUUGUUUCGACACGAAGUUGCUUUUGUUCUUGGACAAAUAUCGGACCCUGAGGCCCUCCCUGCUCUUCAAUCCCUUCUGGAAAACAGCACCGAGAACUCCAUGGUUCGGCAUGAAGCUGCUGAGGCUAUCGGGGGUAUGGGGCUAGUGGAAUGCAGAGAACUUCUUGAAAGGUACCUUCACGACAAGGACCCGGUGGUUUCACAGAGCUGUGAGGUUGCGUUGGAUAUGACAUCUUACUGGAAAGAAUUCAAGGAGGCAAGAGUAUGA
Guillardia theta CCMP2712 is the source of this 982-nucleotide messenger RNA. RefSeq lists its product as hypothetical. Gene Ontology annotation, molecular function: oxidoreductase activity. The transcript is spliced from 13 exons. The coding region runs from base 20 to 982 and encodes 320 amino acids. The record is from RefSeq and is a predicted model, not a curated record. NCBI's taxonomy places the organism in Eukaryota, Cryptophyceae, Pyrenomonadales, Geminigeraceae.